UUUGACUCGGCAUGCCUCAAGGAAUCUAACAAUAGCACUUUUAUAAUUUCAUUCUUUGCAAUUUUAAUAUAACGGCAAUAGAGUUUUUUGUUCAGAAGGAAAUGUAAUGUUCUUCUCCUAUGGUGUUUUCGAGUCAAUCAGAAUAACGCUCGCGGAGAUAUUUGCGCGUUUGUUAAAGCUGCAGUCCGGCGUUUUCACUCUUUGUCGCCAUCUCUGUUCGAAAUCUGCAAUUGCAGCUAUUCGCGGAAUAAUCAACUUUACGUGGGUUGUACAUCGGCACAAAACAGCGCGGAUGAACACAAUGUAUGAAGUGAACCUGUCAAUCACCGCGUCGCUGUGGAUACUAUCAUCCGCAAUCACGGAGUAUACUUUUUGAAAAUUAUAACCAGAAUAAGAAUUUUCAUCGGAAAAUGUCAUCUGAACAAGUAAGUAACAUCCACUUUUGUUCUUACCAACUAAGGAGGAAAAAAGCAUUGCAGUAAAUCACGCUGAUUAAAUCAAACGAUUGCAUAUCAUAUCACGUCAAACCGGGCAAAAUAUAUAUUGUUCUCAAAUUGCUAACGUUUGUUAACAUCAUUAUUGCGUGACUACAUUGAAUGUAUAUUAGAGCUACCUGUAGUUCAGUUUCCAUUUCUGUGCAGUUUAAUUUCUAAUGGUCAUAACAAAUUAAUGUUCCUUAUAACUGGUUCUAUUUGAAAUAAAACACAUGUAUCUGUAAUCAGUGGCCGGUUGCAUAAACAUAGCCGUGACAUUAAGACUGCGUCUUAAGAAUGAUUCUGACUAACUAGCAAUUAGUUAGAGCUAAUCAGUCUUAUUAUUUGGAUUUAAAUUAGACCAAUCUACCUUUCUAUGUAACAUACUUAAAACAGUUAUGAUCAGUCUUGAAGAAAAAAAUUAAUGACUAACUUUAAAGACUAGACUACUAUUUAAAACUGUAAUAUAAUCUAAUUUUAGUCACAUACAUGUCAUUACCAUCAUGCACUGAAACUUCUUUUGCAGGACACAAGCUUUGACCCAGAAAUAUCUGAUGAUGAUGAUGAUGAUGUGGGCAGUGGAAGAGGGAGAGCGAGAGGGAGAGGCAGAGGGAGAGGCAGAGGGAGAGGAAGAGGCAGAGGGAGAGGAAGAGGGAGAGGAAGAGGGAGAGGAAGAGGCCUGGUUUCAGAAGAUGAUGCAAUGAGAGCUGCAGACCUGUCACAGCAGAGGUUAACAGAGAUACAGUCUGCAGUGAAUGACCUAGACUUCAGUCAAAGGGGAGAGAUCCUUCAAGAGGUUUUAGUACAGCAUCCUGCAAUAUUGUUUGACGUUUUAGCCCAUGCUACCCAAGCAACAAACCUUCCUUCAGCAUCAUCACUACACUGGUGUACCUGCAACAACUGCAGAGAGAUGCCCACAGACCUGGAAAGAAAAUGUUGUGGCCAGCGACCAGAGAGGUGUAUAAGCAGGACAGCUACAUUUGAACUUCUGUGUCUCAAUCCAGCAGUUUUGAGGUUGGUCAGGGACACACGUAAUGAUAUUCUGGCCUUGGAAGACUCGGCUGAACCAGGCACAGACAAUCGAGAAUCUCGAUAUGCUGCAUACAGGCAGUAUGUAGUUUGGCAGUAUGGUGCGUUAGGUAGGGGCCAUAGAGUGGUCAUACCAAGUUGUUGUGUUUGGUGUAUUAGAGAGAAAUAUCCUGAUCCUCAAGGCCAAUACACAGGAUUUAUACCAAAUAGGCUGUAGCACAUUACUUUUAUUUAUUUUUAGUUACAUUUCUUUUGACCUAAUAAAUAAUACAUAAUAAUAUUGCACUAUAAAGAUAUUCGAAUAUGCAUUUAUACUUUAAAAAUUCAAUGCCCUACCUCAUUUAAAAUAAUAAUAAUAAUGCAAGAUAUACAUUUAGUGUUACUGUAUUAGUGUAUAUUGUUUUGGUGCAAUAUCAUUUGUUAUAAGCAUCAUUUCGUGCAGUUUAUUCUUUAAAUAUCAUUCAAUUCAUUGUCUGUUACAAGUUAUUAGAAUACGAAAAUUGUUCUUUUUUGUAUUUAGUAUUCUCUUUUUUUUGUUACAGGAUUGCAACUAUAGUUGCCAAUGUGUACUAGUUUACAUAUUUCAGGAGGCUACAAUAAAGAAUUAAAGAAA
Molecule: messenger RNA, 2115 nt
Organism: Misgurnus anguillicaudatus (oriental weatherfish)
Lineage: Eukaryota; Metazoa; Chordata; Actinopteri; Cypriniformes; Cobitidae
Source: RefSeq, a predicted model, not a curated record